Molecule: messenger RNA, 363 nt
Organism: Rotaria socialis
Lineage: Eukaryota; Metazoa; Rotifera; Eurotatoria; Philodinida; Philodinidae
Source: the annotation of a GenBank genome assembly
AUGAUAGAAACCGACGAACAAAUUGACUGCAUCAAGACACUAAUCGAUAUCGAGGAAAUAUUCGAAACAUGUAAGCAUGAAACCAAGAAGGUACUCGUGUUCGGACGAGCUGGCAUUGGAAAAUCAACAUUUUGUCGAUAUAUUGCCGACCGAUGGGCAAUAGCUGAUCUAUGGCCUGAAUAUGAACUUGUUAUUCUGAUUCAGUUACGUAAAUUGACAGCCACUCGCUAUCCGCCGGGUCACGACUAUUCGUUAGUUGAUCUUGUGAAAAACGAAUAUCUUCAUAGCCAACCACUUUCCGAGGAAGAAGAAUCUAUGCUGUGCACAUCUGAUAACAUAAGCAAAGUUCUAUGGUUACGAUGA